Cotesia glomerata is the source of this 809-nucleotide messenger RNA. RefSeq names its product multifunctional methyltransferase subunit TRM112-like protein (gene Trmt112). NCBI's taxonomy places the organism in Eukaryota, Metazoa, Arthropoda, Insecta, Hymenoptera, Braconidae. Gene Ontology annotation, molecular function: protein heterodimerization activity. Gene Ontology annotation, biological process: rRNA (guanine-N7)-methylation; tRNA methylation; peptidyl-glutamine methylation. Bases 92 to 466 code for a protein of 124 amino acids. The record is from RefSeq and is a predicted model, not a curated record. The transcript is spliced from 3 exons.
GAUUAUUAUUUAUUCUCGGUUUCUCGUUAGUAACGUUAAUGCUUCGUAUUUUGUGUUGGAUUUAUUUUCUCCAAAAAUUAAUAAAAUAAAAAUGAAAUUAUUGACACACAAUAUGUUGACAUCUCGAGGAUUAAAAGGAGUAUCUGUCGGAUAUCCUCUCGGGAUUGUGGCCACAGACAUUAAAGUUGCGGACAUUGAUUUUAAUUCCGAGUUUAUUGCCAGAGUUAUUCCUAAAAUUGAUUGGAAUACACUAUGGACUGCUGCACACAGUAUAGGACACGUCGGUGAAUUGCCGCAAACUUUAAUCCAAAAUUUUGAAAACAACGAAGAUUUUCUCCGUAAAGUGCACCACGUAUUACUGGAAGUAGAAGUAAUAAAUGGCGACUUAGUUUGUCCCGAAUCGGGCCGAAAAUUCCCGAUUAAUGACGGGAUUCCCAACAUGUUGUUUAACGAGGAUGAAGUUUAACUUAUUAAUUAAUUAAUUAUUGUUCCAUAUCAACGCAACAAUUUUUUUUAAACAAAAAAAAAAUCGGGGUAACUUUGGCCUUCUGCUGAGCUUAAAAAUAAAUAAUUGUUCUUUUUGAAUUAUUAAUGGCCACAGUUACGCCGACAUAACCUACAAUCAAACAAUGAAUUACUAGCAGCAGCCACUACUAAAUUGUUUAAACAUUUGUUUUUUUUUUUUUACGUAAUAUAAUGUAGAGGUAAAAAAAGUGAUAAUAAUAAAUAAUAAGUAAUUAGGAGGGAUACAGAUAAUUUUAUUGCACAGAUAUGUAUUAGGGAUUACAAUAUAGAAAUACAUUAAUUAA